Messenger RNA from Periophthalmus magnuspinnatus, 1553 nucleotides. RefSeq names its product netrin-G2-like. The record is from RefSeq and is a predicted model, not a curated record. The transcript is spliced from 10 exons. NCBI's taxonomy places the organism in Eukaryota, Metazoa, Chordata, Actinopteri, Gobiiformes, Gobiidae. Bases 74 to 1531 code for a protein of 485 amino acids.
GUGCAGUUUUGUUCGGUCUUCCGAGUCUGGACCCUGGACUCAGUUUGGACCCUGUGAGCCUCAGAGCCGCGACAUGAAGGAACUCAUGAAGAUCCGAGUGGAACCUCCAGGGGUCACCUGUGGAGACCCACCUGAGAAGUUCUGCAGCCUGGAUAAUCCAUACUUGUGCAGUGACGAAUGCGACGCCUCGAGCCCUGACCUCUCUCACCCCCCUCAGCUGAUGGGCGAUCGAGAGAGGGGCGGGCUCGUCACCUACUGGCAGACGGUCACAUGGUCACGCUUUCCUGAGCCGCUGUUGGCCAAUGUCACUCUGUCCUGGAACAAAACUCUGGAGACCACUGAUGACAUCAUCAUCACCUUCGAAUCUGGACGUCCCUCUGCCCUGGUGCUGGACAAGUCCCUGGACCGAGGGCAGACGUGGCAACCGUACCAGUUUUAUGCCGACGAUUGUCUGGAAACGUUUGGGAUGUUUCCAAAAAAAGUGUCUGACCUUUCACCUUCGAACUUGACCCGGGUCAUCUGCACCGAGGAGUACUCGCAGUGGGUAGGAGCCAAGGAGGAGAAGCAGGUGGUCUUCGAGGUCCGGUCCCGGUUCUCAGUCUUGGCUGGUCCAAAGCUCUUAAACAUGGACUCAGUCUGGACCCGACUGGACUCGAGUCCUGGUCUCAGGGACUUCUUCAGCUUCACUGACCUGAGGCUGCGCCUGCUGCGGCCUGCGCUUGGAGGAACCUACGUCCAAAAGGACCAACUACUCAAGUACUUCUACGCCAUCAGCAAUGUGCAGGUACCCGCCAGGUGUAAGUGUAAUCUCCACGCUUCCCGCUGUCUGCUCCAGGACUCAGCUCUGGUCUGUGACUGUGACCACUUCACGACAGGUGCAGACUGUGAGCGCUGCCGACAGGGCUUCACCCGCCAACCGUGGAGGGCAGGGUCGUACCUUCCACUGCCACAAGGGGCCGCCAACAUCUGUGAGACUCUUACAUCUGCCCAUGGAGCGUGUGAGUGUAACGAUCACUCAAAUCGCUGCAGUUUCAUUGACUUCCUGGAGGUGGUGACGUGUGUGAGCUGCAAACACAACACCAGAGGAACUAAAUGCCACCUGUGUCGCCUGGGGUACUACCGCAACGAUUCUGUGCCCAUGAGCAACGAACAGGCCUGCACAGAAUGCCGCUGUGACCCCGUGGGCAGCAUGAGCUCCAUCUGCUCUGAGACUGGGGCUUGUCCCUGUAAAACCGGAACCACCGGGAGGCGCUGUGACUCCUGCCUGCCUGGGUACAACUGGAGAGAGAGAGGCUGUGCAGAAAACAUUUGUGAUGAAGAUCAGCUUCUGUGUCAGAACGGAGGAACAUGUAUGGACUUCACCAAGUGCUCCUGCCCCUCCAACUACACAGGAUCGUUCUGUGAGCAGGAGCUGUGUCUGGAGACUGAAGGAUGUUCACAGGAAGCCACUGACUCCGCCCCUCAGCCUUUCAUGGCCACGCCCCUGUACCUGAUGCUCUUCCUCCUUCUGACGAGACACGCCCCCUCCUGACAAGACACGCCCCCUCCCGACG